AACCCCGUUUUUCGUUUUUUAUUUUAUAUAUAUUUUUCUCUCGAAUCUGAAGUGGUUUUCUCUACAGCAAAAAGGUCUAGGAGGAAAGCUGAGAGAUGGAGGAGCAACAUCAACAAAAGGAAACUAAUAAAUAUAGUAUAAUCAUCCCCACUUACAACGAACGCCUCAAUGUUGCUCUGAUCAUCUAUCUCGUCUUCAAGCAUCUUAAGGAUAUUGAUUUUGAGAUAAUUGUUGUGGAUGAUGGAAGUCCUGAUGGAACUCAAGAUAUUGUCAAACAGUUGCAGAAAGUGUAUGGAGAAGACCGCAUUCUAUUAAGAGCUAGACCUAAGAAGCUUGGUUUAGGCACUGCUUACAUUCAUGGGUUGAAACAUGCAUCUGGUAAUUUUGUUGUGAUCAUGGAUGCUGAUCUAUCUCAUCACCCGAAGUAUUUGCCAAAUUUCAUCAGGAGACAAGCGGAGACUGGUGCGAGCAUUGUUACUGGGACUCGAUAUGUUAAUGGUGGUGGUGUACAUGGAUGGAACCUCAUGCGUAAACUGACAAGUAGGGGAGCCAAUGUACUUGCUCAAACAUUUCUAUGGCCUGGAGUAUCAGAUUUAACCGGGUCUUUCAGGCUUUACAAGAGAUCUGUCCUUGAGGAUGUUAUUAAUUCCUGCGUCAGCAAGGGAUAUGUCUUUCAGAUGGAAAUGAUUGUUCGAGCUUCCAGAAAAGGCUACCAUAUUGAAGAGGUACCCAUAACCUUUGUUGAUAGAGUAUAUGGGAGUUCAAAGCUCGGAGGAUCAGAAAUAGUUGAAUACCUGAAAGGUCUUGUUUAUUUAUUAGUCACAACAUAAAUCUUGAAAGCAGAGACUAUCCAACCCCUCCCGUUUAUGUUCUUUACUCAUAGUUACUUCUUUUCUAGAGAAACUUUACUCAGUUUGCGAGUUGCACCCGGCUUUUUCUUACUUUUUCCAGUGAUCAUUCCAUAGUAAAAAUGUGUUUAUUGUACUGACAAUUUUGUAGAGCACAUAAUAUCAAACUCUGUAAUUAAGUCUUCAUACGAGUUUCAUUGUUUUGGAAAACCCUUGCUCAUAUGCGGACAUGGCAAAUCAUACUAUUACUGACAAAGGAGCUGAAUCGGAGGGAAUAUGAUGUGUACAAAUUCUGUAGGA
Messenger RNA from Papaver somniferum (opium poppy), 1148 nucleotides. RefSeq names its product dolichol-phosphate mannosyltransferase subunit 1. The coding region runs from base 96 to 830 and encodes 244 amino acids. The transcript has 9 exons. Gene Ontology annotation, cellular component: endoplasmic reticulum membrane. Lineage: Eukaryota; Viridiplantae; Streptophyta; Magnoliopsida; Ranunculales; Papaveraceae. Gene Ontology annotation, biological process: protein O-linked glycosylation via mannose; GPI anchor biosynthetic process. The record is from RefSeq and is a predicted model, not a curated record. Gene Ontology annotation, molecular function: dolichyl-phosphate beta-D-mannosyltransferase activity.